AUGAACUGGAUUUUGACGGGCAUCUUCUUGGCCGGAGAAAUGGCCGGAGCCGGAGCAAUUGCCCUUCCAAUUGCAGUCAGAUCGCUCGGUAAGUCAUCGAUAUUUCACUUGAAGUAUUUUUAAAAAAGUUUAGAAUUUUAUUUUGGCCUAAUUUUCAUGGCAAUUUCGGCGAUAAUGGCGACUUAUUGUGGAGUAAUUUUGGGUCGGUCAUGGUUAAUUUUGCAAAAGCAUUGGCCGGAAUAUCGAUUCCAUUGUCGUGAUCCGUAUGCUCAGAUUGGAUUGAGAUCACAUGGGAGGUGGAUGAAGUGAGAUUUUUUGGGGGUUUGACAGGUUUUUUUGAAGUUUUGACGAAAUGUCACAAAAAAUAUUGGAAAAUUUCGAUUAGGUAAAUAUGGUCGGCAAGGCCCACACAAUCGUAUUUUACAUAUAUUUCUACUAUUUUUUAAAAAUCUUCCUGAAUUUUUUGUUUUUUGAGGUUUAACGAAAUGUCACAAAAAUUAUUGAUUUUUGCGAAAGCUGGGUUAAAGCUCGGCUUGGCCGAUAUUGUACCUUAUCUACAGAAUGGCCGAGAAAAACGUUUUGUGUAGUUUGUAACAAAAAACUCAAACUUUUCCAAAUUUGACGAAAUGCCACAAAAAUUAUCGGAUUUUUUGAAAUUGACUACGUAUUAAGCUUGUCCGUAUUUUACCAAAUUUUACCUGCUAUUUUCACAAAAGAUUAACCUUCGUUGGCCGUACUUAUAAAACUUUAUAACUAUUUGACGAAAUGCCACAAAAAUUAUUGGAUUUUUUCAGGAUCGCAGUUGACGUCGUCUUGAAUUUUGGGAUGUUUUGUUGUGGAGUUUUGCUGAUGGUGAUCGUCUCCAAGAACAUUAACGACGCUUUCAAGCAGUUUUUCAAGCACAAUUUUGAUUAUUGUUAUGUUGCGGUCAUUGUGACUGCAAUAAUUACGCCGUUUUGCUAUCUAAAAUCACCUCAGGAUUUUUGGUAAGCCCAAAAUUACUAUUAUCCCAAAAAACCGCUUUUAAAAUUGCUCAAAAUGAGUGUAUUUUAGGUGGGCGAUCAUACUCGGGAUGGUCUGCACACUACUGGCAGUACUCUUUUCUCUUGGAGGUGUUGUAAAUGACAUCGGGCUAUGUCAAGACUCCUUGACGUUGCCCGCUUUUGAUGUCACAGAUGCAUGUACUCAUCUGGGAAGUAUUUUAUUUGCCUACGGAGGACAUGCUUGUUUCCCAACUAUUCAGAAUGACAUGAAAGAGCCCUUCAAGUUCAAAUAUUCAUCCAUUCUGGCGUACACUUGUAAGUACAGACAAUAUCACAAUAUCAAGAAGCGUAUUUUACCAUAAAACUACAAAUUUUUUAGUCAUCUCAAUUCUCUACUUCCCAUUAUCCAUUAUGGCCAAUUUGGCGUACAAUGAGAACCUCGGACCUUCAGUGAUCAACAACCUUCAAAUUGAAUGGAUUCAGCAAUCUGUGAACCUGCUGAUAACUGCUCAUUGCAUGUUUGCUGUCAUUUUGAUCAUGAAUCCUGUCAUGCAAACGGCCGAAGAGCUGCUCAAAGCGCCGCAGGGUGAGUAGGCUUUUUUGGAGGUCUAGAAACAUAAUGAUUACAAAAAACCGCGACCAAGGCUUCGUAUGUACAUAUAUUUUUAUAAAAUAUUUUAUAAAAAUCCUGGUUCUUUUACGGGCCGAAUUGCUUUGGUAACAGAAAGAACUUGGAAAAUAUAUACGUCAGACAAAUCUACUCGAAAUCAAUGUAAUAAAAGUCAUCAAAAAGACUGGCACACACGUCAAUCUUUGCAUUUAUGUAUACGUCUUAUGUUAGGUUCAGAAAACGCCAUCAUUUGUCUAUUUCAGAAUUCGGACUGCACCGAGUCGCCAUCCGCUCUUCAUUGAUGCUUUUGGCAUUGGUUGUGGUCGAAACUUUCCCUGAAUUUGGACCGCUAAUGGGCCUACUUGGUGGAACAAUCGUCUCAACUACUUCGUUUCUAUUCCCCGUGCUGUUUUACCUUACCUUGAAUGUGUUGGAUAAGCAAAUGUCAAAUGAUAAUGUCGACAAGUCUCAAAGAGAAAAACCUUUGAAAGCAGUUGCAAAUGGAGAAUCAGACAGUGAAAGAAUCAGCUUAAUCCAAGGGAUAAAAGAGACACCGAGGCUGGAGCUCAUUUGUUUGGGAGCUACCUUCGGUAAGGCUGUUUUAAAAUACGUUUCCUUAAAAAACGCUUUUCAACCGUUACACGAAAAUAAUGAUCCAAAGAAUGAGAUUUCUCUGAAAUUUUAGUACAAUACAACAGUAUUUUUUUACCUUUCAGCCAUCGCAUUUAUUGUCAUGGUGGUAACGACAAUCGCUGCUACCAAAGACCUGGCCACAGCGUCCUUCAAGAUGCCCUGUUAUCUUCGUUGGAUUAAGGAUUGGCCUGAGACUGAGGGCCCAGUAACUCCCAUCUUCUGCUGUGGACCGUAUUCAAACAUCAGUCUGCAUAAGGGACAUUGUAUUUCUAGAAGGCAUGUAGAGUAA
Molecule: messenger RNA, 2515 nt
Organism: Bursaphelenchus xylophilus (pine wood nematode)
Lineage: Eukaryota; Metazoa; Nematoda; Chromadorea; Rhabditida; Aphelenchoididae
Source: the annotation of a GenBank genome assembly